GUGUGCGCGCUUAAUUCUGUCCGUGCGGAAUUGUGAAUGAAAUGUUUUGUUUACGUUUAGUUCGAUAUUUUACUAAUGAGGUUAAACAAACUCUGUUUGAGCCGUUAUUGUGCGUUAGCCUUGGUCACCGUUGUAAUUGUGACAUGGACCAUCUCCUUUAGGAGUUCUGAAGAGACGUCAAGUUCCACAGCAGCCGCAGGAUCCAUGACUGACCAAACUCUGGACUACUUCCUCAACAAGGGCGCUUUAAAGGACCACAAUGCUGCAGAUGUCCAGUGGUAUCAUGCAGCCAACAGCAAGGACAAGAUCACUGAAGCACUCCAAGAUAGCUCACAAAUGAUUGAAGCCGAUGUACUUCUCCGGGGUCGUGACCCAAGGGAACCCAUAAUGGCACAUCCUCCGGAUAAUGACAGUGACAUCACACUGCGAGACUGGCUGGCAAUGGUGGUGAACUCAGAAAAAGGGAUCAAACUGGACUUUAAAAGCCUAGAAGCAGUGGGGGAGUCAAUGGCACUUCUGGACAAGGUUCGAGAUCAGCUGAAGGGACCUGUGUGGAUCAAUGCAGACAUCCUUCCAGGCCCGGGAGGCAUGGCCACACCAUUAGAUGCCCAGGCCUUUUUACAAACAGUGGCUAUGAAAGCAGAAGGUGAUGUGCUUUCUUUGGGCUGGACCACAGGGUGGUCUCCCAAUACAGACAACCCAGGUUACAGCUGGGAGAUGGUUCAGCAAAUGGAGGCGGUGUGUAAGAACCUGACACAGCCUGUGACAUUUCCAGUGCGAGCUGCUCUUUUACCCCAGUCCUUUGUUCAGUUUCAGUGGCUCUUGCAGCAGUCAGACAGAUACACACUGACCAUAUGGACAGGCCAGAGUGAUGUGCUGAACGUGGAGAAUCUGUUACUCUACCGGCAAAACUUCAGCAAGUCCAGAAUCUACUAUGAUCUCUUAGAGAAUCAGAUGACAAAGUUUAAAAGCUUACCUGGGUAUACCAUGUCACAAUGAGAGCAGAGCUAAGAUUUCCAUUCCAGUACAGUCCAGUAACUUGGGUAGAGGAAAUGAGGAAUGUAGGUUGAAGCCAAAAUCAUACAUCUGUGUUUAGAUGAAUCAUCCACAAAAAGCAGCUCAAGUACAAACACUAUUACAUAAACCACAAAAGGUAAAUGCAUUUUUAAAGUUUGAAUGCACCAUAUAGUAGUGGCAUAUCUACAAAUCAGCGUUGUACAAUGUAGUGAAAUCCAUAUUGAAUUAAAGAUUAUUCACUGUUUUUUUUUUA
Molecule: messenger RNA, 1270 nt
Organism: Tachysurus vachellii
Lineage: Eukaryota; Metazoa; Chordata; Actinopteri; Siluriformes; Bagridae
Gene: fam151b
Product: family with sequence similarity 151 member B
Exons: 6
Coding region: 76-999 (307 amino acids)
Source: RefSeq, a predicted model, not a curated record